AUGGCGACGACGACGACGUGGGAAGGCUGGGUGCACAAGCAUGGCGGGCUCUUCCCGAGCUGGAAGAAGGUCUACCUCGUCGUGCGCGGGCGCCAGCUCGUGUACCUCGACAGGGAGGCGAGCAACCCGCGCGCGAAGGAGAAGGCCAAGGCGACGCUGACGGCCGUGGCCCGCAGCACCGACGUCAAGAACGGCUUGACCAUCACGGGCGCCGACGGCAAGCACGCGCGCAUCUACACAAAGACGAGCGAAGAGGUCACGGGCUGCCUCAAUGCCAUGAACGCGGCGCUGCGUCCCGAGCCCAAGCCGCGGCCGUCCAUGGACGGACUGCCCGCGACGCACGCCGGCUGGCUCGGCAUGGACGCGAAAGGGCCCAAGAAAUGGUACUUUGUGCUCACGGGACCGGAUCUGAGCAACUACGAUCGCAUUGGCGGCGCCGAGAUUGGCCGCGGUCGCCUUGCCGACAUCCAGCCCGCCGAGCGCCCGACGUCGUUUGCGUUUGUCUUUACAAACGGUCGCGUCUUGCCCGUCGCGGCCGAGUCCGCUGCGGACGCCGACGCCUGGAUCAGCGCCGUGUGCAGCGUUCUCAACAAGCCAAAGCCCAUGGCGCCGCGCCACUCGAUCGACGCACCACUUGCCGGUCGGCCGUCGUCGCGCGAGCUGGACGAAACGCCAGUCUCGGAGCCCAAGCCCGUCCGCGCGCCCGUCGUAGUACCGCCGCGCAGCGACCUGACGCCCGUACGACAGCCACAAGUGCAGCACCGAGUGCAGCACGAAGCGCCAGUGCAACACCAUGCACCGACACCAGAACCGACGAUCGCGCCGCCGAUUGUGCCCGAGCCCGAGGUCAAGCAACCCGACUUUACGCUGCCGCCGCCCGUCUCGAGUGGAGGGAUGAAGCCGCGCAAGUUUGCGCCGGCGCAGCCGCCGAAAGCGCCGCUGAUGAAGCCGCCGCGCGCGCCGCAGCCUCUGGCGCAAGAAGCUCACUUUGCCAACAACGCGGCCGAGGUGUGGCAAAUGACGGACCCGUCGCUCGUGCAGGCGUGGGUCGAGCACGGGAAGGCGGCGCCCGUGUCCGCGCCGAUGCCGCCGCCGCAACCAACGCAGAAGCUCUCGUCGUUUUUGGACAAGUACAACGUGCGGCCAGAAGGCAUGGCCGCAUCGAAUGCGCAGACGUCAUUAUAA
Molecule: messenger RNA, 1185 nt
Organism: Saprolegnia parasitica CBS 223.65
Lineage: Eukaryota; Oomycota; Saprolegniomycetes; Saprolegniales; Saprolegniaceae
Exons: 1
Coding region: 1-1185 (394 amino acids)
Source: RefSeq, a predicted model, not a curated record